AUGGUUCCAACAAGCUGUCUAUUGACAGACAUAGAUCCCUCUAGAAUGAAGUUUAUCAGGGAGAUCACGCGCUCUGAUGCAUCUUCGAUAUUUGAGGUAGAUCUAGAUGGACAAAAGUAUGCAUUGAAGCUUUUCCACGAUGACGGCGACCCUAAAUAUUCUAAUCAGGGUCGUGAUUUGAACCGAUUUCGCUGCGAAUCCAAUGCAUAUCAGAAGCUUCUAGGCUCUGGCAUCUGUGAGCGCGGCUUCGUUCCAAAAUGCUACGGCUACAUCGAUCGAGUGGAUCCGGCUGCAUUCUAUCCUGUUUUCCAACAUUUCGCCUAUAACAAGUUCAAGCCGAGAGCAAUAUUACUUGAAGAUCUCCCAAAUUCAGAGAGUUUAAACUGCGUGAACUACUCGGAUGCUCUCUAUCCUCAGGCAAUCGAGGGUAUGAAGGAGAUACACAGGGCGGGCGUUCACCACCGAGACAUCUAUCCCAGAAACCUUCUCGUUGUUCAUGGAAACCCCAAUAGGCUGGUCUGGAUUGGCUUUGAUAUUGCAAUAACCUUCACAGACUUUGGACCUGAGGAGUUGGCCCGCUAUGAUCACGAAAUUGCGCUUGUGGAGGGACUUGGGGACGCACUAAGAGAUGACCAGGCCGAGGGUCUCCCUCCGAAUACAAAAUUUUAUUGA
Molecule: messenger RNA, 672 nt
Organism: Penicillium vulpinum
Lineage: Eukaryota; Fungi; Ascomycota; Eurotiomycetes; Eurotiales; Aspergillaceae
Exons: 2
Coding region: 1-672 (223 amino acids)
Biological process (GO): protein phosphorylation
Molecular function (GO): ATP binding; protein kinase activity
Source: RefSeq, a predicted model, not a curated record